AUGGAAUCACCCACAGCAACAAUCCAGCUCUCCCUCGCCCCCAAGUCCUUCUCCCGCAUGAAGAAAUCCCUCACCACCCAGCUCCAGCACCGCACCAUAAAGCUGCAGCAGCUCUGCGGCCGCUACAACUACGCCGUCAACUACAUGAAAGACGCCAAGGCGAAGCUGCAGAUCAACAACAUCAUGCUCCGCAUCGCCGAGGACGAAUACAAGCGCAAGACCGGAUCGUCGGGCGCGGACUGUGCGGGAGGACGGGCGACGUGCGGGUUUAAUGGCUAUUGCGACAGCCGGCCGGUCUUGGCCCUCGCGGUGCGCAAGCAGAAGGAUAUCUUGUGGGCGAUUGGCCAGACGGAGACACACUUGAGGAGCGUUUGGCAGGCGAUUAUUAUUGUGAGGAAGGAGGUGGAUAGGUUGACACGUACACUAGAGGAUUUAAAGGGGGGGAAGGUGGUGCCGGGCGUUGUCGAGGACGCGGAGCUCGAGGGAGGUGCGGAGGGGCAGUCAUCGGAGGGGGAGAUCGUGGAGGGGAUGGCGCAGCUGUUGGUUGGAGAGAAUGUGGAACUUGCAGAGGGGCCGGCAGAAUUGGAGGCAGAGAUAGUCGAGAAGCAGCCAACUGAAGAGGAGGCGAAGGUUGCAGUGGAGGCGCCAGCUGAAUUGGAGGCAGAGGUAAUCGUAAAGCAGCCAACUGAAGAGGAGGCGAAGGUUGCAAUUGCCGUGGAGGCACCAGCAGAAGUGGAGGCGAAGGUUGUCAAGAAGCAGCCGGCAGUAGAGGAGGAGGAGGAGGAGGAGGCCUGGAAUCUUGUUUAG
Messenger RNA from Morchella sextelata, 807 nucleotides. RefSeq lists its product as uncharacterized. NCBI's taxonomy places the organism in Eukaryota, Fungi, Ascomycota, Pezizomycetes, Pezizales, Morchellaceae. The coding region runs from base 1 to 807 and encodes 268 amino acids. The transcript has a single exon. The record is from RefSeq and is a predicted model, not a curated record.